This is a messenger RNA of Meloidogyne enterolobii, 308 nucleotides long. NCBI's taxonomy places the organism in Eukaryota, Metazoa, Nematoda, Chromadorea, Rhabditida, Meloidogynidae. The record is from the annotation of a GenBank genome assembly.
AUGCAUCUAGACGAGCUGAAUCGAACCAUACCAGGGCGUCCCGGAUUCGACAAUUUUGAACAAAGUUAUGGCUCGGCGGCACCUUGGCCUCGCGGUACGUUGGGGUGUAUCCUAAUUUUUAAAUCUAAAAUUGAAAAAGACGAAAAGAUUAGAAGAAUACAGAAACGUUUGUUUAAAUGUUAGUUUCACGUUCUGAAAAGAUGAAAACAUCCACAUUCCGGAAAAAUACGUGUUUCUUCACGUCUAUUUUAGAGCAAUUUUGUAAAUAUAUUUUCCCAUCCCUUUGGGAUUGUCAAAGUAGUAGUAAA